GCAGGACACCUUCAUGGAGAACUACUUCACCAGCCAGAGGGACAACAUCUUCCGCAACGUGGAGGUGCUGAUCUACGUGUUCGACGUGGAGAGCCGUGAGCUGGAGAAGGACAUGCACUACUACCAGUCCUGCCUGGAGGCCAUCCUCCAGAACUCCCCCGACGCCAAGAUCUUCUGCCUGGUGCACAAGAUGGACUUGGUGCAGGAGGAUCAGAGGGAUCUGAUUUUUAAGGAGCGGGAGGAAGACUUGAAGCGCCUGUCCCGUCCCCUGGAGUGUGUCUGCUUCAGGACCUCCAUCUGGGAUGAAACCCUCUACAAGGCUUGGUCCAGUAUAGUCUAUCAGCUCAUCCCCAACGUCCAGCAGCUGGAAAUGAACCUGAGGAACUUUGCUCAGAUCAUUGAGGCUGAUGAAGUGCUGCUGUUUGAGAGAGCCACCUUCCUGGUCAUCUCUCACUAUCAGUGCAAGGAACAGCGAGAUGUCCACAGGUUUGAGAAGAUCAGCAACAUCAUUAAACAAUUCAAGCUCAGUUGCAGUAAGCUGGCAGCUUCUUUCCAGAGCAUGGAGGUGAGGAACUCUAACUUUGCUGCUUUCAUUGACAUCUUCACGUCCAACACAUAUGUGAUGGUGGUUAUGUCAGACCCUUCCAUAC
This is a messenger RNA of Merops nubicus (carmine bee-eater), 650 nucleotides long. It is a transcript of the gene RRAGA, whose product is annotated as Ras-related GTP binding A. Gene Ontology annotation, cellular component: nucleus; lysosome; Gtr1-Gtr2 GTPase complex. The record is from RefSeq and is a predicted model, not a curated record. The transcript is spliced from 5 exons. NCBI's taxonomy places the organism in Eukaryota, Metazoa, Chordata, Aves, Coraciiformes, Meropidae. Gene Ontology annotation, molecular function: GTP binding; GTPase activity. Gene Ontology annotation, biological process: cellular response to starvation; positive regulation of TOR signaling; regulation of autophagy. The annotation marks the transcript as partial.